Molecule: messenger RNA, 1101 nt
Organism: Paramecium pentaurelia
Lineage: Eukaryota; Ciliophora; Oligohymenophorea; Peniculida; Parameciidae
Source: the annotation of a GenBank genome assembly
AUGAGAUAAUAAACUAGUUCUUUCAUCUAAUUGCUUUGCAAGUGUCUCAAGUUUCGAAAAACUAAAUCAUAAAAUUAUGAAUAAAUUAAGAAUCCAAUUGAAAUUCCACAAUAAAAUGAAAGAUCUAAAGUACUUUUGUGAUUAGAUUAGGGGAGAAAAACUUUAGUAAUUGAUUUAGAUGAAACUCUGGUUCAUAGUUCAUUUGAACCAAUGAAAGUAAAUGAUUUAAUCGUUGAAGUAUGUAUUAAAUAAAUAAGGUUACAAUGAAAGAUUAGAAAUAUAAAAUUUAUGUUAACAUAAGACCAUAUGCUUAAGAAUUUAUUAAAGAAACUUCUAAAAUAUUUGAGAUUAUAAUUUUUACUGCUAGCAUUAGUGAAUAUGCAAAUUCUGUUAUUGACUUUUUAGAUCCUCUAGGUUUAGUCGAUUUAAGAUUGUUUAGAGAAAACUGCACAAUUUAUAAUGGUGUUCUUGUAAAGGAUCUAUCUUUAUUAAAAAGAAAUUUAGAUUCAGUUAUUCUAAUUGAUGUAUAAUAAAUGUUAAUAUAAUUAGAACUCAGUCAAUUCUUUUAUGUUAUAACCAAUGAAUGCUGUGCAUAUUUUAAAUUAUUUUGAAGAUAAAACAGAUUAGGAAUUAGCUUUGUUGAUACCUUUUUUGAAACUUCUUUCUUAAGUAUCAGACUUUACUUAAUUUUAGUUUUAAGAUGUUAGGCCAGUUCAUGAAUGGUUAUUUAAGUAUGCUCACUUUGAUAAAUUUGAAUAUGUUGAUGUUAUGGGAACAAAGUAAUAAUUCUAUGACUUGCCAACAAGUUCAGAUACUUAAAGAGAUAAAUUAUUAAGUCCUGCAGAUACCCCAAAAUUAGAAGAACAUAAAAUAUUAAUUAAGAGUGGUAUUAAAAUACAAACGCAAGAAAAAAAUAAAGAAGAUGAGAUAAAUGAUGAAUUAGAAGAAAAAAAAAAUAAUUCAAUGUCAGUAGAUAAAUUUACUGAAACUCCUAAUAGAAGUGAAAGCAAUAAUGAAAAAAUAUCAGUACUUAGAGAAAAUUUAAAUAUUAAUUCCCCUAAUUCAUUAGGUAAAUAAAUAUUGUUUCCAUAACACUAAUGA